Molecule: messenger RNA, 1026 nt
Organism: Ciona intestinalis (vase tunicate)
Lineage: Eukaryota; Metazoa; Chordata; Ascidiacea; Phlebobranchia; Cionidae
Source: RefSeq, a predicted model, not a curated record
UGUGUCUGUUGUCUGUUGUGAUGUAAUAAUGCUAUUGUUUCAUGUUAAAGUAAAAACAUCUUUUUAGCCGCGUUAACAACAAGUCUUGAAGAAUCCUUAGCAAAAUAUUUUGAGAAUCAAAGUUGGCAACGCAAGCUUACAGAUAAUGAAAGUUCGAACAUGAAGAACAACUUGAUUAGUUUUGUUUACUUUUGUUGUUCUAUUAUAAUUGUAAAGAUACAACUUGCAGGUGCUGAGUACGAAUUAUCACCGAAAGAUGCGUUAUCAGCUUAUGGUUGUAAAGAAUCCGUGUUCGUGAAACAAAAGUCUGGGAUCAUAAAAUACAACAUCGACGAACCUUUUACCAAUCUAUGCUGGUUUAUUACCGCUCAAACACAAUCAAACAUCGUCAUAAGUUUUUCAUAUUUCAACAUCCAACCUCAGGAGGAAUUAUAUUUUCCCCCACUGCAAGGUAAUGGUGAUGGAGAUUGCGGGAACUACCUCUUUGUACAAGAUGCUUCCACCAAACUUAGUUAUGUUAAAAAAAGCAAAUCAAAUCGCUUCUGCAGCUCUUUUUCAAGUUCCGAUGUUUUCCCAAUCGUGAUGAAGACAGACCGUGUGUUAAUUCAACUCGUGGCCAGGAUUAAUUUGUCUUAUUAUCAAGUUUCUGGAUUCAGUUUAAAAUAUUCAAUCGUUGAAAAAUGUCAAUCAAACUUGAUGAUGGAGCGAUACACAGUAGUGACUUCCAUCAACUUUCCCGGCAUGUACCCCACUAUAUCUUGCUCAUGGAACAUCACAUCAGCUCAUAAACACCCAAUAGAAAUUGUUAUUAAUUCGUUUCAAAUUCGACCAACAUCGCGCUUACUUAUCUAUGAUGGUUCAAACUCAAACAGCGAUCUACUUGGUGUUUGGAUUAGCGGUAACAAAGGUGACACCAUCACCACAAGUUCCAACAAAGUUUUCAUUCAGUUCCAACCCGGGAACCAGACGUUCAACCCAACUUAUACCGGCUUCAACAUUACUGUGAAAGCUAAAGGUAAAACAUGA